UAGAGCGACAUGAUCAAUAGUAUUAAAUGGACUUGUGGAAUUUUUGGUAUUUUGAUCCGAAUUAAUGGCGCAAGUUUGGACGCGCUUAAUUUAAGCUUUUAUAUGGCCAUUUCUUUUCACCGGAAGGUUAACAUAGACGUGAAAUUAUUAGUUUUUUAUUGAGAAAUUUUAUCGUAUACUAGUUUAAUGGCCAUAGGGAUGUUUAUUUGUUUAUGUUAAAAUGGUAUUUAAAUAGACGUUUGAAGUGACAAAAUUAUAAUGACGGUGUAUAUUUAAGAUGCAACGAGGCGCGGCAUACCAAUGGUAAUAGUAUAGUCACGCGCGAGUGAUUUUACAGGUAUAGAGGGGGAAAUUUAUACCCUUCGUACGACAGCUAAUUUACUUAUAUAUCGUAUGAACACAUAAACGACUGGGACAAAAGUAUGUCAUCGUUUGUAAUAAUAAAGUUACGGACUUAAGGCAACAGCAAAAUGUUUAAUGUCAAAUUAAUAUUUGGAAAACAUUAUUUUCGGAAUACUUUAAAUAAUUUUCUUAAGUGACGUACUGUACAAUUCAUAUAUCACAUUUGUUGAUAGGAUAUCAGUUACAGCUGCAAGUCUAAUUCUUGAAAUGAUAGUGUAGUGUUGAAAAAUAAUAGAGGGAUAAAAAUAUGAACGUUUGUACGCUGUUGUUAGCUAUCGUCGCGGUCCAUGUACCGCUAGUUAGUGCAGAAUGCACGGACGCUGGGGUAAUAGUAGUUGCAAGCGUGUUUGCGACCCUCGCGGUCGUCUUCAUCGUGCUCGCCAUCAUCGGAUUCUGGAUCUGGAAGAGGCGGAAAGACAUUCUGAAGCCGGAGAAGUUGAAGUCUGACAGCCCAGACGACAACGAGAGAAAGAAUGGCAGCAAGUUUGGUUACUUCAACCCAGCGUUUGAUGUUGAGAAUGGGGACGGUGACUCAUCCCUGGAUUAUAAAGAUGGAAAGAACACAUUUACAAAUGUACAAGACAGAGAUCUUGCUAAGAAAACAUGGUCCUCGCUUCCGCCCUCAGAUAUGCCAAACGUUCGACAAAGAAAGAGUUCAUUAGGGUCACUGGAUAAAUUUAUGGCUGACUCUAAUACAGAGGAGGUAUGGUUGACCAGCCAGGAUUUUAUUGGUCUUGGGUUCAAUAUAGCCGGUAGUAUGAGGGACGGUAUCUUUGUAAGCCAGGUUCACAACCGUGGUCCGGCUAAAGAGUCCGGAAAAUUUCAAGUCGGGGACAGAAUCAUGAAUGUCGGGAUUUCCUUUGAAAAUAUGGUGUACGAGGACGCCCUUACAAUUCUUAGUUAUGCUUCCCCAUAUCCGGUCAGAGUGACGCUGCAAAAACAGCAGACAAUGCCGAAAAACCGGAAGUUAAGUGACGUCAGAACAAACUUAAAUCAUCCCUUAUAUAGAAGUCAGUCUGUAGAGGUCCUAGGCGCACACAUUAACGAGACACCAUUUUAUCCGAAACGGGCAGCCAGUGAAAUGCGUUACUGUCCGAAGAAUCAGGCUUAUAGUAAGGAAAGGAACGCAAGUUUCAACGAAAAUAUUAUAACUGAAGAAUUAGGGAACGGUUCAAUACAACUUGACAAUGAGGUUUUUGAAGUAACAGCACCAAAGACCAGUGUUGUUGUACACAGUGAAAUCACUAAUAAAGGAGUGCCUGACGAAAAUACGUCAGUAGGUGCGAACAAUAUCACAACUAAUUUAGGUUUUGACAACUCUACUAGUGAAAACAAACCAUUUAAUUCCGACGAUGAAUUACCAAAACAACAGUUUAUAGACCCUUUUGAAACAUUAACAGAACAAGAUAAACUUGACAUGUUGCGACUCAGUUACACUGAUCCUGAUGCCGCUAUUGACGUGGAAAAGCAACAAAAAUCUGCAGAUGCUAGCAUUGAUCUUAGAAGUGUACCACUCAAACCAGAGCGGAAGAAAAAGAGAAGUUCCACAAAUAGCACCCCUCUCCAUAGCGACAGUGAGGUUCAAGGUAGCUCACCAUCAUCGCCAGUUCAAAAUUUAAAUGAUGAUGAUAAUGUGUUUAGUUCAUCAUUACUUCCGCCGUCUGAAGCCCCACCUCCAAUCCCGGAAAUUGACAUGGAAGAGUUAUCUCCCUCCAAGGCGAACAUCGCUGAAGUGCCGCCUCUGAUUACAGUACACGAUAACGAGGCCGAGGAAAAUUUCAUUCUCCCAGAGACAAGAGCGCGGAAUAUUGCAAUUGGCAGUAAUUCUAUUGAGUUUCAUCAAAGAACUGAAACAGUUGAAGAUAUCUCUAUCAAGGAUGAUGAUUCUGUCGAAGAUUCAUCUGAAUUCAAAAAUCAAAACAGAAAUAAAACAGAUGCCAGUAUACCAGACGAUGAUUCCAGCCAGGUCGUAGAAGAAAAUUUCACAGCUACGCAAAUUCAAAAGGAUAAGAGUGUUCCUUUAAGAUCGAACAUAUUUGCACAAAAUGAAAAGAUUGAUACAUUAGCAAAUGCUUCUGUAACAACUACGAAAAAUGUCAGUGACGACAUACCUAAAUCAGAGGCGGAUGAUGAUAACACCGAGUUGCCAAAUCACCUACAUCAAGAAGCUGACACUGAUAAAAGUUUCACAGAGUUAGAUGGACUUCUUUCGCUUGAUAAAGAGUCUGUAAUUUUCAAAGAAUCCUUUCCAAGUAAAAAUGCUAAGGAAAAAGAAAAUAGUUAUGCUUAUGAUAUUUCUGUGACUGAACUUGAGGCCAUGGAAAGAACGGCUAUUGAGGAAGAACGCAAAAAACAAGGAUCGCCAAACAAAAAAGGGGGUAUAGCUUUUGAAGUAAGAGACGAUUUUGUUACUGGUGAAUUAAGAACUGUGAAUCAUUUAAAUAUUCAUAAAACAAGAUCAUAUGAUACAAGUUUAAGUGAUGACAGAAAUAUAACAAGAGAUAUUUCUCCACAACGACCUACCUCAUUUAAAGGUAAUGAUAAGAUACGGAAUGAAAAUGAUGAUAGUUUCUUUGAAUGGUCAGGAAAACGGCUAGUUAGAUCAGGUUCUUUUACUGAAAUACCUCAAGGCGAUACAGACAAAGAAUGGACUGAUGAAAAACAUCUUGUAGAGGACGAUGCUUUGAUAGAAAAGCAUAUCCAUGAAGACUCUAUGUCUUCGAGUUUAAAGAAACUAACUAAAGCUACGUUUGUCACCUCUAAUCGGACUAUAGAAAACGCAGAGGAAAAUGAACAAUUAUCGGAUUCAGACUCGCAAUGUAGGUCAUUAUCAAGUUCUUUUUCAAGCAGAGACAGUCCACCACCUGGCGAAAGCAUGGGAGGAAUGACAAAUAUCAAAGAUAGCAAUAAUCAGGGUCGAGAUGCGUCACCCGAGGGUCGGGAUUUGUCACCUGACACCUCAAAACACACAAAUACACCCUUAAUCAACAUGAACUCAGAUGUACAAGAUGGGUUAUCAACAGGUAACGAUCAGACAAUUAUAGUAAAGAUACAUACAAUGGGUGAUUCAGAGGAGGAAUGUUAAACUUUUGACUUGAUGACAAAAAUGGUGAUCAAAGUCAUGUUCAAAAGUGUUCAUAUGUUAUUUUUAUUUCAAAUGUAAUGGUUACAGUGCAUCAGGAAAACAACAUGUUCUAAUUCUUCAGGCUUACCUUUACACUCAUUUAUUAUCUAUGUUUAUUAACUUAAUGGAUUUAUUAACAUGUAACGUUACGUUUUUUUUUCUUAAACGUUUUGUUUUAAUACUAUUUUCAACACAAUCUUUAAUUUAUACUCAAGCUAUUUUUUUUUAAUCAUUUUUAAUCCACAAAUUUAUUUUCUAGUGUUAAUGUGCAUGUGCGUUAUGUUGUUUAUUGUUUAUUUGUUUUACUGACCUCAGUUUUAAUGUUAUAUAUAGUUUAAAGUGAGUUUACAGCAUAAUUAUCUAAAUGAAAAAUAAAAUUUCGUUUAAAUUGUUUUGUUUUUUAACGUAUGGUUGUUAAAAUAGACUAAAGCAAUUUUAAAUUAAGAUGAUUCCUAUGUUGAAGUUCAGUAAAAUUUAAACAUCAUUAUUUCUUUUAAUUCAAAUUUAUUUGAUGAAAAAUAAUAAAAUGAGCCGUGUCAUGACAAGACCAACAUAAUGGGUUUGCGACUAGCAUGGAUCCAGACCAGCCUGCGCAUCCGCGCAGUCUGAUCAGGAUCCAUGCUGUUCGCUUAUCAACUCUAUUACAAGUGGAGAAACUGACAGCGAACAGCAUGGAUCCUGAUCAGACUGCGCAGAUGCGCAGGCUGGUCUGGAUCCAUGCUGGUCGCAAACCCACUAUGUUGGUUUUGUCGUGACACGGCUCAAAUGUCAAAGGAAGUGGUAUAUAGGGAGUAAUGUAGAUAAUACGAGAAUACAUGCCACUAAGUACUACAUGUAUAUUUCAGUAUUUUGUUAAGAAGUAUGAAAAUCUUGGGAAAAAGUGAUCCCUCGGAAGCAUUUGAUAACCACAACAAAUUUGCAUGCAUACUCGGUUUGAUUGAGGCUGUAUAUGAGGGAUAAUGAAAACGUGCAACAUCUCUCACGUCCCCUAGCACUAAUAUUGAUUCAGUAUUGGUCGUAUCUAUAAACAAAAAUGUUGCCCAGAUGAUAAGAAUCAAUGCAAUUAACAAAUAUUUAUACAGUUGCAUCAUAAAUAUAUUAUAAAUUCAAUGGUAUUAUGUUCUAAUGAUACUGUUGAUUAUCAUGAUUAUUUUGUUACUGUUUAACUGGUUCAUUUUUAUUGCCAAAAACUAUUAUCAUUCUUAUAACAACAACCAACGCCCUUCCUUUUUUCUUCAAAAGCCUUACUGUUAAAGUAAUAUUAAAGUAACUAUUACUAACUAUAUCAAACAUAGAAAUCACAAGCGUGUGUCAUACAUGUAUAUUUACAUUGUAUUACGAUUUUUAUGCAUAUGGGUCUGUAUUUUAUUACUACAUGGGUCUGUAUUUUAUUACUACAUUUUUAUAUAUUGUUUUGCACUCUUUUAUUAUGAUAUUAAAUACUUCACUUACGUUUUGUGUUUUUUUUGCAAUAAAUUGUUAUGUUUGAUCAAUGUAAAAUACCGGCUUCCUCACGAUUGUCAGGGGAAUUACAGCGUUCGUCGGCGUUAUUUCCUAGCAGCAUUUCAGAAUCAUAUACAUGUGCUACAUAUGAUAACAUUGUUGAUAUAUUUAGUGAUGUUUAUAUAUAUAUUAUCGUUUUUUAUUGUGGAUAAUGUGACUAAGUAAUAUAUUAUUAUGGAUUUACAAUAAAAAAUAAAAUUAUA
Molecule: messenger RNA, 5232 nt
Organism: Ruditapes philippinarum (Manila clam)
Lineage: Eukaryota; Metazoa; Mollusca; Bivalvia; Venerida; Veneridae
Exons: 6
Coding region: 650-3487 (945 amino acids)
Biological process (GO): regulation of RNA splicing
Cellular component (GO): nucleus; cytoplasm
Molecular function (GO): protein binding
Source: RefSeq, a predicted model, not a curated record